Molecule: messenger RNA, 1092 nt
Organism: Metarhizium album ARSEF 1941
Lineage: Eukaryota; Fungi; Ascomycota; Sordariomycetes; Hypocreales; Clavicipitaceae
Product: hypercellular protein HypA
Exons: 2
Coding region: 1-1092 (363 amino acids)
Biological process (GO): protein geranylgeranylation
Cellular component (GO): Rab-protein geranylgeranyltransferase complex; cytoplasm
Molecular function (GO): Rab geranylgeranyltransferase activity
Source: RefSeq, a predicted model, not a curated record
AUGGCCAGCCAUGGCGUAGCCCGCACGUUCCGGGUACGCACCGAAGAACAGCGACAGCAGGACCUGGAAAAGAUCCGAAAAUACCGCGCCCUCGAAGACGAGGUGCGCGCCCGAGCAGCGUCGGCGGACUUCACCCCCGAGCUCUUCCAGCUCACAAGCAAGCUCCUCAGCAUCAACCCCGAGUACUACACGAUAUGGAACGUCCGCCGCCGGUGCCUCCUCUCCAGCCUGCUUUCUCCGCUCGCGACGAGCCAGCAGCAGCCGCCGGCCGCCCGUGACGCUGCCGACAAAAAAGCCUCGUCGGACCUGGCGGUCCUGCAGUCCGAACUCACAUUCACCAUUCCGCUCCUCGUGCAAUCCCCCAAGUGCUACUGGAUCUGGAACUUCCGGCAAUGGGCCCUCUCGCAAGCCAUCCUCAGGCUAUCCGCCGCCGCCGCCCGCCAGGCCUGGCAGACGGAGCUGGACCUCACGUCCAAGAUGCUGGACAAGGACCGGCGCAACUUUCACGCCUGGAGCUACCGGCGACUUGUAAUCGGCAGGCUGGAGAGCCCCGAGCUGCAAGGCGAGAGCAUGGCCGAGGAGGAGUUUGCGUACACGGAGCGCAUCAUCCGCCGCGACCUGUCCAACUUUUCUGCGUGGCACAACCGCAGCCAGCUCAUCCGGCGGCUGCUCGAGGAGCGGGGGGCCGACGCCGGGAAGCGGGCCGCGAUGCUCGGGCAGGAGCUGGACCUCGUGAGGGAGGCGUUGAACGUCGGGCCCGAGGACCAGAGCUUGUGGUACUACCAUCGGUUCUUGGUGUCGCAAAUUAUCAACCGUGGCGCUGGGCAGACGUUCUUGCCGCCCCUGACUGCCCGGGAGAAGGUUGCCUACUUGGGGCGUGAGAUUGACGAGAUUGAGGAGCUCUUGGAGGACUAUGACGAUGUCAAGUGGAUCUACGAAUCUCUCCUCGAGUACACUCUGGCCCUGGGGGAGCUGGAGGAAGGCUGUACGGAGCGGAGGGACCUGCGUGGGUGGCUGGCGAAGCUGCGGGCUCUCGAUCCCAUGCGCAUGGGUCGAUGGGACGACGUCGAGAUGCAGAUUGGGUGUUUGUGA